CCAGGGGGGCGUGGCUACGGUGUCAUUUGAUCUCGCGCUUAGCUCUUUAAAGGAAAAUGAACUGAGCGAAUGAGGGCACGCGCUAAAUCUAUUCUAGCUGCUGUGGAGGUGAUGCGCGUGAACCUGGUCUACAGAGACAGGAAGCCUACAACCUAUGGGUCAGGUUAACACAUGCGUUUAAAUGACUGCAGAGAAUCCGUGUGAUGCUCCGGCUGUUGCGUUCAAACGUGGAAGCUUGGCGGUCUAGAGAAAGGUUAGGACGGUUUUAAUGGCAGAGGUGAUGGAGGGAAGUGCAGCAGCCGCAGCAAUAGCUGCUCCCAGUGCUAGCAUGGAUUGGCAGAAGAGAUGCAUCGCCCUGGAAAUGCAGCUACUCCGCUUCCGACUGCAGGCAGGGAAAAUCCGACAGCUUCUGGCUGAAAAGAUGCAAGAACUGGAGCAAAGAGUGACGGAGGCUGACCAGCGAGCUGAGAAUGCAGAGAAACAAGUACAAAUAAUGGAAGAGAAGCUUAAAUCAGUGAAUAUGCAUCCCAGUGAAUCAGAAAGUUCCUUGUACAGGCGAUAUCAAGAGCUGACCAGUCAGAUUCAGGAGAAAGAUAUGAUGGUAAAGAAACUUGAAGCACAGUUGGAAAAACAGAAUUUGGUUCGGGCACAAGAAGCCAAGAUUAUAGAGGAGAAAGCAGCCAAAAUCAAAGACUGGGUUACAUUUAAGUUACGAGAGAUGGAGAUGGAGAACCAGCAACUGAAGAUGACUAACCUGAAGCAGUCAGAACAGAUCCUCCUUCUGCAGGACAAACUUCAGACUGUACUGGAGAGGCCCAUAUCCCCAUGCUCUCCCAAGCCUCUAGUGGUAGAUGCCCAGCUGGCAUCCACCAGCCCCCUGCACAAUUCCAGCUACUCUGGCACAUCCCCAACACAUGAUGAGUGCGGGAGAAUGACAGGCUCAUGCAAGCCUGGGUCCAACACUACUAGAGAUGGCAAGAGGAAAGCAUCUGAGGCACAAGACUCUCAGAAUGCAUCUGAAUCCAUGAGUCGACACAAAUUCAGCACGGAUAGAGGAGUCAAUGCAACCGGAACGAAGGUAACGGACAGGAGGGAAGGGAUGGAGCAUUCUGACAUUAUCGCAUGGGAGAGAGGGGGAGCGGGAGCUUCAGAAAGAGACCACUCCUCUGACGAGCUCAACAGCAAGUUCCGCUUACAGCGCCUUCGCUCCUCUUCAUCCUCAUCUUCCUCUUCUUCCUCUGCCUAUGAGACUUCUGGCCCUCGUAGCUUUGACACUCCUACUCCCACUCCUAAGAGUCCACCUCCACUGGGGGUUUGUCUAUCUCAAAUAAACCCUGCUCCCUUAGCUCUUCCUUCUGGCACCAGCAUGACCCUACCCAAGGUCCGAACCCCUCUGACACCUCGUGACAGCAUCCAGCUCCUCAAGAAACACCACAGUCAGCCCCAGCCAGGCCUGGAACGACUCCAUCAAGUUAACGUCACUAUAGACAUCGGAUCGCCCAGUUCCCCAUACCGCUGUAGUCUGCCUCUGGGUUCUGCCUCGACAAUCGGGGUGGAGGAGACAGACAUUGAUGAGGGAAGCAUGGAAGGGGUGGUAGAAGGCUUCACAGAGGAAGUAGCACCACAUGAUGGUGUCUCAUUUGUGGGCUUGGCAGAGGAGCUUGAGCUGCUCGAUCCGGAAGCUCUGAAACCACCUACUCCGCCUUUGCACCGUUUUCGUUCCUGGGAGAGUCAUAUCUAUGCAGUUGCAAAGUCUGGUAUGAGAGUUUCUGAAGCGAGCCCUGGUGCCAGAAAUAUGGGGAGAGUGUCCACCUUCCCUCAGUACCCUGCAGCUGGUCCUUUCACAAACCUCAUCUACAAGAAUAUCAGCAUACCCGUGUACUCCACACUGAAAGGGAAAGCCACACAGAUCAGCAGUGCUCCUCUUCCUGAUGAAGACUCCGGUUCAGAGGAUGACAGCAGCUCACUGGCCAGCCUGCGUACCUCAACAGUGGGACCAGAGAAGAAGGGCAGCACCCCAGGCAGCCCCCGUGCUGUGAAAAGAGGGGUGUCCAUGUCCUCUAUCAGCUCGGAGAGUGAUUACGCAAUCCCUCCAGAUGCCUACUCACUGGACAGUGACUACUCUGAGCCUGAGCAGAAAGUACAGCGUACUUCAUCCUACUCCUGUGAGAGUGUUGGACCUGAGACUCUCGAGAAAUCUGGCUACCUCCUGAAGAUGGGAAGCCAGGUGAAAGCAUGGAAAAGGCGCUGGUUCAUCCUGAGGAAUGGAGAGAUCCUGUAUUAUAAAUCACCAAGUGACGUGAUCCGGAAGCCUCGAGGCCAGAUUGAACUCAACUCUUCAUGUCGUAUAGCCCGUGGAGAGGGAGCACAGACUUUCCAGUUAAUCACAGAGAAGAAGACAUUCUGCUUAACUGCAGACUCUCCCAACAUCCUGGAGGAAUGGAUCCGAGUUCUCCAGAACAUUCUUAAAGUCCAGGCCAGUGGACCAUUCUCCACAGAGACACAAGCCAAGCCGACAGUGCGUGGCUGGCUGACUAAGGUCAAGCAUGGGCAUUCAAAGCUCGUGUGGUGCACCCUAAUAGGAAAGAUUUUCUACUACUACCGUAACCAGGACGACAAGUUCCCAUUAGGUCAGCUGCAUGUGCGAGAGGCACGGGUCGAGGAGGUGGACAGGUCAUGUGACUCCGAUGAGGACUAUGAAGCGGGAGGACGGGGCUUCCUCUCUUCUCACUGCACUUUAGUUGUCCAUCCCAAAGAGCAAAGCCCUACAUAUCUGCUCAUUGGCACCAAGCAAGAAAAGGAUACCUGGCUGUACCAUCUGACUGUGGCAGCAGGAAACUGUGCCAGCCUGAAAGUGGCCACAGAGUAUGAGCAGCUGAUUGGAAAGCUUUUGGAUGUGGAUGGAGAUCCAGACUCUACUCUGUGGAAACAUGAGGUGCUGUGCUUCAGUAAGGAGGGUUUGCGUUCCCCUUUGACCACAUUGCCUUCUGAAGCACUUCAGACAGAGGCUCUCAAACUCUUUAAGUCAUGUCAGUUGUUCAUCAACGUGCUAGUGGAGGCGCCGUCCAUAGACUAUCACACUUCUCUGGCCCAGAGUGCAUUACAGGUGUGUUUAACACACCCUGAGUUACAGAAUGAGAUGUACUGUCAGCUGAUUAAACAGACCAACCGCCGAAUGCCAAACAACUAUUCUCUCACACAGUGUUGGCAGCUAUUGUCUGUGUGUGUUGCCCUUUUCCUGCCCCAGCAUCACUUCCUGUGGUACCUGCGUCAGUACCUGCAGCGAAACGCAGAUCCAAAGAGUGAGGUAGGAAAGUAUGCUGUGUACUGUCAGCGGUCAGUGGAGAGAGUGUUGCAGAAUGGAGAACGGGAAGCCAAGCCUUCUCGCAUGGAGAUCGUGUCUAUUCUGCUGAGAAACCCUUACCAUCACUCACUACCAUUCAGCAUACCUGUCCACUUUAUGAACAACACCUACCAGGUGGUGGGAUUUGAUGGGUCCACCACAGUAGAGGAGUUUGUGAACACGCUUAACCAGAGAGCAGGCAUGAGGAAGCCCCAGCUUUCAGGUUUCGCCCUCUUCACAGAUGACCCCUCAGGAAAGGAUCUCGAGCACUGCCUCCAGCCUGCUACCAAGAUUUGCGAUGUAAUCUCAAAGUGGGAACAGGCCCUGAAAGAACUGCAGCCAGGAAAGUGGGAGGGGACACGCAUUGUGCGCUUAACAUACAAAAGCAGGCUUUGUUUCCGAGCACAAGCGAAAGGAGAGACAGAGAGAGAGCGCCUCCUGUUGGCGUAUCAAGUGAAUGAAGAAGUUCACCAAGGUCACUUUCCAGUCAGUAAAGAGCUGGCACUGGAGGUCGCUGCCCUCAUGGCCCAGGUGGAACAUGGAGACGUGGACAGAGCACCAGCGUCUCCUGGUGGCUCUCCACAGCCUAAGAUUCAGCAGAUUAUGCUGCAAGUUCUGGAUCGCUUCUACCCCAGACACUACAAGCAGGACCGCAACAUAGAGCAACUCAGGGAGCUGGCCGAGCGGCUGGCCACUAAGUGGUCUGUCCUGCAGGGAUGCACUGCUGCUGAAUGUGUGAGGAUCUAUUUGACUGUGGCUCGCAAAUGGCCUCUGUUUGGAGCCAAGCUAUUUAGUGCAAAACCACUGCCUCCUUCCACACUAGAGCAGACACAAGUGUGGCUUGCUGUCAGUGAGGACGGGUUAAGCGUAUUAGAUUACAGCAUGCACCUGCUGGUCACAUAUCCAUAUCAAUCUGUGAUCACCUUUGGUGGGUGCAAAGAGGACUUCAUGGUGGUGGUCAGCCAGAUUAAAGACCAGGCUCUGGGCAAGAAAACUGUGGACAAGCUUAUUUUUGCAAUGGCUAAACCAAAGAUCCUGGAGUUGACUUUACUGAUGGCCAGCUACAUCAACUGGACAUCAGGCUUCUCAGCAGCUGGGAACCAGGCACAGUCAUCCACACUGGGAUCUCGAAACAGGAAGUUGCGUGACAUAGACAGCAGACAUUUCCCCUCAAUGACAUACACAACCAAAGGUCCCACACUUUUAUGAGCACUAAUCAUUCCUGAGCAAAUACUUCAUACAUGUACACAGGAGAGAAAGCUGAAGGUGAAGAGUCAUCCAGGUUAUCAUGGGCCGAACACAUCAGCCUCAGACUGCAGGAGACAGAGAGUAGGAAAUACAACAGAACACUGUCAAUUAGAAUAAUAAUGAAGCGUGGCCUUAUAUAGAAUAAUAAUAAGCUACAUGUUCCUUGGAGUUCUAUGUAUUGUGAGCCACUCAGAUAAAGGGAUUUCAGGGUCACACUGAUGCUCUUAUCCUUUGCAUUUUCUCUUCCAUAUCGCUCUUCUACUCUCUGAUGAAGUUACAUUGGAAAUGGCAUUUAUCCACCGUUGGAUUUGGAAGCAAUCAAACCGCUAACUGAACAAAGACACAGACCACAACAUGUAAACUGUUCAUGAUUUUCAAAGACUUUCCAGUCAGAGUUCGGUCACAUUUACUUUAUUCGGUUGACCUACUAUUUAACUAGCUUGCAUCUUCAUUUUCUUUGCCUAUGUCUGUGUUAGAUUAGUAUUCGUUUUUAUUCCUAUUGCUGGUUCAGACCAUUUCACCUGCCACUUGUAAUUACGUUUUUCAGGUACACUUUUUAAUGACUACACUGUUGGGAAAGUGUAGCUUAUAUAAGUCAUAUCAUGCUUCUUGGAACAGUUAAAACAUUGCAGAGAAUAUUUAUAAUAUAACCAGUGACAGAAAAGCCUUUAUUGCUAGAUGACAUCAGAUAUUUCAAUACCAUUUCAGGGUAUAAAAGAAUAUUCAGUUAAUUAGCAUAAUAAAUACCAGUACGGGUAAGUCUUUUUGUUGUUGUUGUUGUUGAAAUAACAUUAACAUGUAUAUCGGUUUUAAAGCCCUCUUCUAAUUGGAACUGACAAAAGCCCUGCACAUUACAUUGUUGGUUGUUAGCUGUUUUAUUAGAGGUUAAGUACCUAAAGCACAGUCUAUCAUGUCUGUUACAUCGCAAGCCUAUACUGGAAUAUAUUGGACGUGCUACUCAGGAACAUCUGUUUCACAUACAGAGCUACAAAUCGAACAUGAUUAUACCAGUUCAAAACCCGCAGCAGUAAACUGUUGACAUCAAACACAAAACUAACAAGUGUUUCAAAGUUAGAAAUCUAAUAGGACACACUGCUCCCCUCAUAGGCACUAGCUUUAGAACAGGAUGUUGACCUUCCCUGUGUGCUAAUGUAGAUAUUAAUCUGCAAAUGAGCUAAAAUUUAGUGACUUGAAUUGCUCUAUGGAUCAAACCACUGUUUCGAAGUUUUUCUAUUUAUUUCUUUUCUCAUAAUAUUGCUAAUUUUGGUACGAAAAAUAGUUUGCUUUAGUAAAUCAUUUUGCAGGUCAUUGAGUUGUUAUUUUAGGUAUAAAUCCAAAGGAUAAUAUUCUUUGAACUGUGUGCAUGAACAGUAGUUGAACAUGCUGUUAAGGUGACAAAUAUUCAAUGCAUAGAUUGGACCUUUUGAAAAUAAAAGGUACUUUGUGUUCUUA
This is a messenger RNA of Tachysurus fulvidraco (yellow catfish), 6043 nucleotides long. RefSeq names its product pleckstrin homology domain containing, family H (with MyTH4 domain) member 1 (gene plekhh1). Gene Ontology annotation, cellular component: cytoskeleton. The record is from RefSeq and is a predicted model, not a curated record. Bases 269 to 4552 code for a protein of 1427 amino acids. The transcript is spliced from 30 exons. Lineage: Eukaryota; Metazoa; Chordata; Actinopteri; Siluriformes; Bagridae.